AUGGCGCCGCUCUCCGACGCACCCUCCCGAACAACCAGUGAAGACGCACUCUCAAACCUGGAACUGAUGGCGGAGACACAAAGAGCAGGCAAGCCUAAGGCACAGGGCAGCCCCCCAGUCACUGAAGAUCGACUGAAAGCCCUUGAUGAUCUACGCCGACAUAUCGCGGCAGACAUCAACUCAUUCAAAGAGGAAAUCACACGGGGUGUCAGUGAAACUGCAUGA
This is a messenger RNA of Pelobates cultripes (western spadefoot toad), 225 nucleotides long. The record is from the annotation of a GenBank genome assembly. NCBI's taxonomy places the organism in Eukaryota, Metazoa, Chordata, Amphibia, Anura, Pelobatidae.